Messenger RNA from Acaulospora colombiana, 468 nucleotides. The record is from the annotation of a GenBank genome assembly. Lineage: Eukaryota; Fungi; Glomeromycota; Glomeromycetes; Diversisporales; Acaulosporaceae.
AUGACUAGGUCAUAUCAAAAAACGACGAAAUAUUCGGUCGAGAAGUUCGAAAGAGCGGAAAUAAAAAUAUCAAAUGUAAAAUUAUCAGAAAGUUUUGUGGAGGAUGUUAAAAAAGCUCUAGAAAAGAGUUCAAGAGAAGACAAAAUAAGAAAAUUACGCGAAGUUUCUAAAAAUUAUGGUCACUUCUAUGCUAAACGUAUUGUUUUUGGAGGAGCAAUCAUAAAAAGUAUAACUGAUAAAAAAACAUCGAAAAACAGGUCUAACGGCUAUAAAUUAAGCAUAAGAGCUCUCAAACCAAUUCCUAUUCUAAAACGUUUGGCGGAAAAAUAUGAUAAAGAUCCGGUCAUUUGGUCCAAAUCCCUUGAAAACCCAAACACGUGGGCAAUUAUUGGCUACGACGAAAUUACUUCAAUAUAUGACUUGUUAGAUGAGGAUUUAAAGAAUAAAGUUCUAGAAGUUUUCGGUCAA